CUAUCGUCAUUGUCACUCUUGAUCACUCUACAUUGUUGAUAUUGAUGUAAUUUCAGUAUUCGAAAUCAUCAGGCGCAAUGAGAUCACUGAGAUGCAGUCAUUUAUUUUACGGACCAGUCAACGACUUACUUUUCUGUAAGGGGAGUCUCUCUACUCACUGUAGGUUUUCGCGGCCGUCCCUUGCGCUCACUGUAGGUCCUCGCGAGUGUUCCCUACCUUCUCCGUACAGGUCCUGCGUUUCAGUUAGUUCGACACCAACGUACUUACAAGUGCACAGGAGGCGAGAUAUUAUUUGAAUUUAAAAUAAUUACACCAGAACGCUGAAAAAGAGACUGAAACUUUUGCACACCCUCAAUAGAUGACGAGUGGGAUUAAAGGGUAUCUUCUUUUGGGGUUUUAAUUCAAAAAGUAGAAAUCUGAAUGUAAGGGUAUUAUCACUUACACUAUAAUAAUACUUAUUAGAAAAAUAUUUCUUUUAACUAUAGUUCUUGCGAUAUGAUAUUCGUAAUUAUAAUUAAUGUAAUUAUAAUCAAUGUACAAAUAACAAUUACAUCAAUUAUACAAUUUACAAAACGUACUUUCUAACAUAGGGGUGAGCAAUUCUUAUUCUUCAAAUUUCUUAAAUUUCUUUGAAUUCUGCACAAAAAAAUCGAGCGACUUUACUGUGAGUCGCCGGAUGAAUAUACUCAUUCGGAAUUGUGAGGAGUGAAUCCGAUCUAUCUCACCGUCAGAAAAAUAUUCUAAUCGAUCGAGACAUUCGCCUAUAUGGCUGCACGGAGGACGCUAUUCCAAGUCAUACUAAUUUUACUACGUAACGCGUCACUUAAAACCCCACAACUUUCGUACGGAACAUUUUUUUCAUAAAUGCGUAUCUUUCGAAAUAUUAAGAAGUUCUGACACUUUCUGUACACCCGUAUAAAGCGCUAUAUUUACCAAACCAUAGCGAAUAGAAGUUUAUACAUAUAUUAUGUAUUCUACUCAAGCUCAUCUCUCACCUCCUAGUUGAUUUACCUGAUCUUUUGAUAUACUCUGUAAACAAUCCGCGACAUUUGAUUAAAAGCAGUGGUAUUUUUCUUGUAACGUUGUUUAUUGAACUUUAAACUAAUAUGUCCUAUGUUUCUACAGAUAGUAGAUGUUAUUUCAUGAAAGUUCAGACAGAUCAUAUAUUUACUUUAAAAAUAUUUUAUUUUUCGAAAAAUAAUGCAAAUUCUUCCCCGUCACUUGACUAAACGCAUGACAAUUAAGUCACAAAAAAACAAGAUUAUUCCAUUAGGUUUUAAUAGCAAUUAUAAGUUCUUCUUGCGACGAGAAUUGGCGAUUAUUCAGAUAUUUAUUCGCUUUACUCGUUUCUGUCUAUUCAUUAGAAUAGCCUUCUUCUUUUAACACGUUCCGUGCCGGACCGAUUUUUGGAGACUCCGUUCAGGCCGCGUGGGGCAUGCACGCCCCGCGCUACGAUAAACGCGGUAUACAUGAUAUUAAGAUGCCUUUACUUGACUUUACAAUAAAUAAAUAAAAAAUACUUCGUUUUUCAAUGAGAAUUCGAAACGGCCUGAACGGAAAGUUCAGCGUGGGGCGUCCCACGCGGCACGGAACGUGUUAAUAUUUUCACUUUUCCUAUUACUUUAGAUCACAAUUGUUUACCCUACCCAUAAUUUGUAUGGAUAAUUUUAGAACACGCUUUCUUCUAGAAGUAUAGAAGUUCAAAAUCUGUUGUUACUAAACAACAGAUAUUGACAGAUAUGGCGGCGGUCAUAAACAAUGGAAAAUCGAGAUGCGUUUGUUCAAGUGACGCGAGAGAGUUGAUAUUAUUAUUUGAAAAACGAAAUAUUUUACAAUAAAUAUGUAAUUUGUUGAAACAAAUAUCUGAAUCUUCAUUAAAUAACGUUUACUAUUUGCAGGAAACAUAGGAGAGCGCGAGCAUGGCAUUGUAAACAGCAUACCGGUCUACCAUGCUUAGAGGUCGCGGGUUCGAUCCCCUGUAAAGCCAGACAAUUUCCAUACGCUCGUGUCUCCUCUGGACGGUCUGGCAAGCCACUGGAGUAUAUUUGCUCAAAGCAACUCACGCAAGAAGUAUGCCGUUCGGAGCUGGCGUUAAACUGCAGAUCCCAUAUGCCUGUGUACAAUCAGCGUACGCAACACAGCCAUAUGUAUGCACAAGAGGAAAAACAGACUCGUAAGGAGGAAGAGGAAGAAGAAACAUAGGAUACAUUAAUUCGAAGUUCAAUAAACAACGUUAUAGGAAAAAUACCACUGCGUUGAAUUAAGUGUCGCGGACUGUAUAUAUACAUAUAUAUAUAUACACGUAAAUGGACACCAUGCGCGAACAGGUUGCGGCUACAGUUGGUCGACAGUCCUCGAUACGCAAAGACGUAGGCAUGGCGGAGACGGAGAAGCCGCGUGUGGCCAUCGUUGGAGGCGGUUUGGUCGGUGCAUUGGCCGCGUGUUUCUUCGGCAAGAGAGGUCAUCGAGUAGCUGUCUAUGAGUACCGGUCAGACAUACGAGUAGACGCCAUGCAGGGUCAGAGUAUUAAUCUGGCGCUGUCGUUACGCGGCCGAGAGGCUCUGAGGGCGGUUGGUCUCGAGGACGAUCUGGUGAAGAGCCACGGUAUACCCAUGCGCGGCAGAAUGGUCCACGAUAAGGACGGCAGUUUGAAGGAGUUCCUUUACGACAGUGUCAGGGGAAAUUUCAUUUAUUCCGUCAAUAGGCGACAAUUGAAUGUGGUUCUGCUGGACGCCGCGGAAAAGUACCCGGUGGUGCGAUUGAACUUUAAUAAAAAACUUGUGGACGCCGAUCUGGAGGAGGGAAGGAUGAAAUUUUUCAGCACGAAAACAGGCCAGAUAGAAAACGCGGAGGCCGACCUGAUAAUCGGUGCCGACGGGGCGCACUCGACGGUGCGGAGGAUUAUGGUCAAGAGGCGGUACUUCAAUUUCGCCCAGACGUACAUCAAACACAAGUACGUGGAAUUGACGGUGCCAGCCGGAGAGAAUAAGGAGUUCCGGAUGAGCGGCCGGAAUCUGCACAUUUGGCCGCGCGGUGAGUUCAUGAUGAUCGCGUUGCCGAACGAGGACCGCUCGUUCACCGGCAAUCUGUUCGCGCCGUUCGACGUGUUCGAGAAGCUGAAGACGCCCGAGGCGGUGUCGAGCUUCUACGCGGAACAGUUCCCCGACCUGAUGCGACUGAUGGGCGAGCCGAAGCUGCUCGAGGACUUCUUCCUCUCGGAACCGAAGCCGCUGAUAUCGAUACAGUGCGAGCCUUUUCACGUUGGGAAAACCGCUCUUCUGGUUGGCGACGCCGCCCACGCGAUGGUUCCCUUUUACGCUCAAGGAAUGAAUACUGGUUUCGAAGAUAUUUUAAUACUCGAUGAACUGAUGGACCAGUACGAUUCGGAUCUUGCUGAGGUUCUGCCGAGAUUCUCGGAAUUGCGCUGCGACAACACUCAUGUGAUAUGCGAUCUUGCUAUGUAUAAUUAUAUCGAGAUGAGAAACUUACUGUUGACGAGAAAUUUCCGCUUUCGAAAAUUCAUAGAUCACAUUUUGUACACCCUCGUCCCCAAAUUCUGGAUACCGCUUUACAUCUCCGUGCAAUUCACUCGUAUGAGUUUUCGCGACUGUAUGAUCAAUAAAAAAUGGCAGGACAAGAUGUUGAGAACGGCUUUUUGGUUUCUCGGAUUCUUCUCGAUUCUCAUUAUUUUCUUCUUCUCCUUCGCGUGAUAUCUUGCGAAUGCGUUAGCUUGCGUGAAGUAUGCUUAAAACUAAUUUAAUAAUGGAAACCACAAAAAUAACACAAAGAUUACGUAAUUGAAUUAAUAUGAUAAUCACUGGACUUAUGUGUUCCUCUGAAAAUCACUUUAUAAUACUCUGAAAAGCACUUUUUGUAGUAAGUUUCUCUUGCAGCUAAUUAUCUUGUGUAAGCUUGUAUGUAUCAACGUGUUUUAAAUAUGGAAUUCUUCUAACAAUUAUAUAAUUCUUGUUAACGCAUAUUGUAUGUGUUAUUUAUUAAUAUAUUUAUAUUAAUAUUUAACUUUCGCCAUGAGCAACAGUCAUUUCGUAUAAAACAUGUUAUAAAAUAUGUCACAGAAAUUAUAAAAAUGUGACAAGGAACUGCUACAUGUACAAUGCAGCAAGCAACACGUGAUAUUAUAUAUCACGAUAGGUUAUUAUAUUAUAUAAUAACCUGGACAAUAAUAUGAUAAUUGGAUCCAACAAAUUCUUGCGGUUGUAAGUUCCCAUGUAACUAGCGACAGACAUCAGUAUAUUGAACUUUGAAUUUCAAACCUUGAACCUGUCGUUAGAUAUAACAGCUGUCAUAUACUUGUAGAUUAGGCCACUCUGAAUAAAAAAGUUCUGUACCGUUUUGCAAAUAAUACGCAAA
Messenger RNA from Dinoponera quadriceps, 4371 nucleotides. RefSeq names its product kynurenine 3-monooxygenase (gene cn). The transcript is spliced from 11 exons. Gene Ontology annotation, cellular component: mitochondrial outer membrane. Gene Ontology annotation, biological process: NAD+ metabolic process; L-tryptophan catabolic process; quinolinate biosynthetic process. The record is from RefSeq and is a predicted model, not a curated record. NCBI's taxonomy places the organism in Eukaryota, Metazoa, Arthropoda, Insecta, Hymenoptera, Formicidae. Gene Ontology annotation, molecular function: FAD binding; NAD(P)H oxidase H2O2-forming activity; kynurenine 3-monooxygenase activity. The coding region runs from base 2307 to 3710 and encodes 467 amino acids.